Messenger RNA from Mixia osmundae IAM 14324, 7798 nucleotides. RefSeq lists its product as uncharacterized. The transcript is spliced from 8 exons. Gene Ontology annotation, cellular component: cytosol. Gene Ontology annotation, molecular function: protein kinase regulator activity. NCBI's taxonomy places the organism in Eukaryota, Fungi, Basidiomycota, Mixiomycetes, Mixiales, Mixiaceae. Bases 49 to 7776 code for a protein of 2575 amino acids. The record is from RefSeq and is a predicted model, not a curated record. Gene Ontology annotation, biological process: cellular response to amino acid starvation; regulation of translation.
CGACAACAAGCGACGAGUCUCGUGGCUUGCUUCCCUCCUGCUGAUCAAAUGAGCUCGGGCAAGCUCAAGAUCAAGAAGAGCGAGCGUGCAGAAGCAAGGGAUAUCGCAGGCUGGGCAGGUUCUCAGCCAGACUUCUCAAGACUGGCAGGUAAACCGGUCGACGAAAUCGAGAUGGAACUCGAUGACGCACACCCUCGUGUCAAUGGCCACAGCAGCCCUCAAGAUGACACACGGGAAGAAGAGCUUGAUGCAGACGAGCUCCUGUCGCUCGCGCAGAGAACGCUGCCGUCCAGCCGCACAGCGCCACGACUUGCAUUCAUCCAUGAACAGCUCCUGCCUCGUCUCAAGCGUCAAGGCUAUUCAGAUCUGCAGGAGCGACAGGCCCUUGCGCCCUUGGUCAAGCUCAUCCUUCAGACUUACUCGCGCUACGCCGACCGAGCUUCACGUCACGCCGUUCUCGAUGUCUUGCAUGUACUCGUUGCGACUGACGCCUCUGUUAGCGACGCUUCUCCCGCAAACUUGACUUCCCAUAUCAUCGGAUGGCUGUCGAAAGAAGUAAAGACACUGGCAAGCUCACCCAGCUCGUCUGCUCCGACCUCACUGUACACCUUGGCCGCUUGGGGUUUUACUAUACUGUCAUCGCUCGAGACGAGCCAAGCAAACUCUGUAGAGCUCAGGAGUUCCGCAUAUCCUGACUUGUUGCCUACCGUUGCACUUGCAUACCACGCCUCGCAAGAAGGCGAAGGACACCAACGUCAACGGACGAGAGUAUCCACUCAUCAUCUUGCCGUGAGAUCAUUGCGGAGCUUACGAGUGCAAUUGCCCGCCUUGCUCGGAGCUUUGCUCGCCAACAAGCAAGUGUACACCCUUGCGCUUCUCGGCUUACUGUGUACAGUUGGUGCAGAUGAUCCCGCCUUUGCAACGACACUGCAAACUAGAAAGCAAGAGAUCAUCACUUUGUAUACUCAGCUCGUGCUCAGUAGUAGGACACUGCCGCCACAACAGACCCGGAUAGCUCUGUGCAACACUCUGAACAGCAUCGUCACCGAUAUCGAAAUGACGGAGCACGUCAUGCCCGUGGCUGACAGAAUGCUCUUGCGCUCCCCGGAAGUCGCCCUGCCUGUGCUCGAGGCUCUCUUUGCAUCUGCAGAAUGCCCAUUAGAUUUUAUGCUAUCGGAAAAGUUCCUUACUGCCGUUCUUAAUCAGCUCCGCUCAAUCAAGGAGCCUUUGCGCAACGAUGGCGUGAAGCUUGUCCUCACGAUUCUGCCACGCCUUUCUCAGGCUAAACGUCAAGCAGACUUACUGGCACUCCUCCUCGCGCCCCUGCGAGAUGGCAAGACAGCGUCGGCAGAACAUCGCGUUGCGCUUUAUGCCAUCCUACGUGAUUUCACCCAGACAAAGCAGUCGAGUACAACGAUACUUCAAAUCAUCGCCUUGGUACUGCUGAAAGAAAGUCACGAAGAGGCGCUCAAAAUGGCAAUGUCAUGUUGCUCGGUGCACCUCGGUGCCUUGUUGAGAUCGGACUCGAUCGAUGCGGCUCUGACGAACGAUCUCGUCAAGCUCCAGAUAGACAUCAAAUCUUCGCUGCGCAGAUAUGUCCUGGCAGGUCUUGCCGGCGCUCUUUGGCAGCUCGAUAUAGAUGAACCCAAUGCUGCCUCCUUGACUCUCGCCCGAGCAUUACUGCCCUCACUCGAAGUCUCACUUGACGGUCUGAUCGGUCAGCCCGCUAGCGCUGGCACGAACGGACCAUUGGAAGGCUAUGUUGCUGCUGCGUUGUCGCUAGGCCUCAUCGCACGAUGGCUGCCUGAUCGAUCGCGCAUGGACAAUCUGGCUAGAUCGCUCCUCAAUGCCGGGCCUCGACCAUCUUUCUUAUUGUCCGAAAGAGUUUAUACGAAGCUGCAAGACCCCACAGAAGCGAUCUGGCUUGCGCGGGCUCUUCUUGCUGUUCUGUUGCAGAGCAUUCCUGGUCAAGAGCCAUCCCAAGAAAAGGCCAUCAGUCAGCUCGCAACAUACCUAGCACUCGAUUCUCGUUGCUUAGAAGCAAGACGCGCAAUACUGGAAGCCACUGUGACCGUCGAUGCUCUGCAAGCGCCACUCUUACGUGGCAUCGAGAAAAGGCUGCAAGAGACCGAUCCGGACAUUGGAACAACAGCGCAUCAGUCUUCGCGCAUCAGAUCUGCCAUCACAGCGCUCGCCGGCCCUCGCAAAGCAGCGCAUCUCGCGCAAAAUCGAAGACUGGUAGAUCUCUUCCUACCGAGCCAUCAUGCUCUGUGCCGCACCGACCGCUCAAUCCUCUGGAUCGAUCUGACCCUUUCGAUAGGUCAAAAGCCAGAUCAAGUGAUCAGCGAGCACUUUGACGAGCUCAUCGCGCAUUGCCUGCUCGGUCUCGCGUCGUCAGCCUCGAGCACACGGGAUGCAGCUAAAUCGUCGUUAGCUACUUUAUGCCUCGUUUGUCCAGGUCUUGCGAUUCCAAGACUACUUCAAGCGGCUCGGGAAGAUCUCAAGCCAGAAUCUUUCAGCUGGAUCGGGCCUGAUGAGCUUGCUAUCUACGAGACGCCAAGCGAUGUUACCUUCAGCGAUCCUCUCGAGAAACAGAGAGCUCAGCCGAUCUAUGCCAAGGGCAAGGAUCGCGAGCUUGAGCAAUGGGACGCAGAGUUACGCGCCAGUAUAGCCAAGAAGCGAGCCACGCCCGUCAAUCUGUCGAAAGCCGACCAGCAGCUUGUGCAGAAGCGUCUUGCAGAAGAGGCCGACGUUCGAGCGCGUGUCGUUCUGCAUAUGGACGCAGCUCGCCGUGGCUUGGCGGUCAUUGACAGUCUUGUUAGCUCCCACACUCAAGAGAUUGCUCCGCACAUGCCUGAGCUUGUCUCGGCAACGCUUGCAUUUGCGAAUCAAGCCAUUGCAGCCCUCCUUGCCAUGCAAGGCUUGGCGACGUUCCUUGCCUUGGCAGACAGAUGCGAUGACUGCACGACAAAUACCCGCACUGCGCUUGCAAUGGCGGUUUUGCGAGUAGCCCGCGCCAAGUUCGUUCCGGAGCACUAUACUCACGAGCCUUUGAACCUGCUCGUCACGCGCACGAUGUAUAAGCUACGCUUCCAAGCCGAACAGAAGCCUCUCUCGCUCGGUACGUUUGCAUUUGCGCAUACACUUGUCAGAUCGAUCAUUGCUUGCGGCGGUGUCGCCGUCGAUAGCGAGCCAAAGGAUGAAGGUUAUGAGCAGAUUGCUUUGGCAAUUGACUUGCUCGGCUUUCAGGCACGAGAAUGUGCCAGUCCGCUGUUCCCACGCUCAGCUGUUCUGAAAGACCUGCUCCUUGCGCUCGUCAGCUACCCCAGCUUGGUUCAGACAGCAUCGAAGGCGCUUAUCGACGCAAGCCAUGCGCUCGAGAACAACGCGAGCGAGGCAGAGAUGCGGUUGCUUCUCCGCGGUUUGCUGGUUGAAGAGGACCAGCUCCGACUGAUUUGUCUCCAAGCGGUACAGCCGCUCGACCUGACAAUCUUCGACUACUCGAACGAGCUGUGGCUAGCUUGUCAAGACGAAGUCGAGCGCACGAGGAAGCUGGCCACGGAAUUGUGGGAGGAGAACGGCCUCGAUGUAUCGGAAACCGCCUGGGCCGACCUCAAGCCGUUCUUAAAGCAUGAGGUUAAGUUCGUGCGCGAAGCAGCUGCCCGUGCCGUUGCUGCCGCCCUUGCUCUGAUACCGCAAGACGUUCUGGGCAUAAUCCAAGAUCUCACAUCAGACUACAUGUUUGAAAAGCGCGACAGACUCCCGGAAUACGACCGUUUCGGCAUGCUGAUCCCCGAGUCGCUCAAUCAAGAGGAUCCAUGGCAAGUACGAGUCGCCUUUGCUUUGACAGUCAAGCAUCUUGCGCCACAAUGCCAGCUGAAGGAGAUUCAAGCUGUCUUCUUGCUCUUCAUAUCUGUACAAGCCUUGGGCGACAAGGACGAUCGCGUACGUUCGACUAUGCUCGAAGCGGCCAUCGCAUACAUCGACUGCCAUCAUGGACAGCAUCUGCAAGAGCUGAUAGGCAUACUCGAAGCGUACCUUGCUGCUCAGCAUCCUGCAACUCGUACGGACGACGACAUCACCGAAGCAAUUGUCAUUCUUUAUGGACGAGCUGCACGUCAUCUUGAUUCGACGGACCCCAGAGUCAAGCAAGUCAUGACGCGACUCAUCGAAGCGCUCAAAACACCCAGUGAGAUGGUCCAGAUCGCGGUUUCGGACUGCCUGCCGCCGCUCGUCAAAGCGCUGCGCGAUGAUGCGCCCGGUCUGAUCGACCAGCUGCUGCGUGAUGUCACUUAUGCCGCCAGAUACGCCGAGCGUCGCGGGGCUGCAUACGGCCUCGCUAGCGCCGUCAAAGGUCGCGGUAUCUCUUCACUGAAGGACUUUUCCAUCAUGUCUCGUUUACGCGAUGCGAUGGAUGACAAGCGCAACGCAAACUCGCGUCAGGGCGUACUGUUUGCUUACGAGUGUUUCUCGGCCAUUCUUGGGCGGAUUUUCGAGCCAUACGUCAUUCAGCUCUUGCCCCAAUUGCUGUCAGCCUUCGGUGACGCAUCGGUUGAAGUACGACAAGCCGCGCAGGACGCAGCACGCGUGAUCAUGGGCAAGCUCUCGGGUCAUGCAGUCAAAUUGAUCCUCCCAACGCUGCUCGAAGGUCUCAACGACAAGCAAUGGCGGUCAAAGAAAGGUGCAAUUGAAUUGAUCGGCUCGAUGGCCUUCCUCGCCCCCAAGCAACUGUCAGCUUCUUUGCCAACAAUUAUCCCUCGUCUCACAGAAGUCCUGACCGAUUCGCACACACAAGUCAGAUCCGCAGCUAACACGAGCUUGAAGCGUUUCGGAGACGUUGUCACCAAUCCAGAGGUGCAAGCAAUGCAACAGAUACUACUGGCAGCUCUCGUCAAGCCUACCGAGAAGACACCAGAAGCGCUGGAUACUCUGCUUGCGACAAAGUUUGCGCAUUAUCUUGACCAUUCUGCGCUCGCUUUGAUUGUCCCUAUCCUCGAGCGUGGCUUGCGAGAGCGUAGCGCCGAGACAAAGCGCAAAGCAUCGCAGAUCGUCGGCAAUAUGGCGACUUUGACUGACAGUAAGGAUCUCGCACCGUAUCUCACAUCCCUCAUUCCCAGAGUACGGGAGGUCCUCAUCGAUCCCGUGCCCGAAGCUCGAGGAACAGCCGCAAAGGCGCUUGGGAGUCUCGUCGAGCGUCUGGGAGAGGAUGCUUUUCCCGACCUGUUGCCAUCCUUGCUUGAGACAUUGCGCUCAGAUCGUGGGGGCGUUGAUCAGCAAGGUGCUGCGCAAGGUCUGUCAGAGAUCCUGUCAGGCUUGGGCACAGAGCGACUUGACUCGAUCCUGCCCGAGAUCAUCGCCAACACAAGCAGCUCGAGAUCAUACGUCCGUGAAGGCUUCAUGUCGCUGCUUGUCUUCUUGCCAACCACUUUCGGCGAUCGCUUUACACCGUUCCUCAAUCGAAUCGUACAGCCAGUACUUGCUGGUCUGGCUGAUGAUUCAGAACUUGUACGAGAUGCGUCGAUGCGCGCCGGUCGCAUGAUUGUCGCCAACCAUAGUACUACAGCAAUCGAUCUGCUCUUACCCAGUCUCGAGAGCAGUCUCUUCGACUCCAGUUGGCGCAUCCGACAAAGCUCCGUGCAGCUCGUCGGCGAAUUACUUUUCAAUAUCUCUGGUAUUAGCGGCAAGAAUGAGAUAGAGGAGGAAGGCGAAGAGGAUCAGCACGUCGGCAGAGAAUCGUCACGCAAAGCUCUUGUGGACGUGCUCGGACGCGAACGGCGCGAUCGCGUGCUCAGUGCAAUCUAUCUUGCCCGUCAAGAUGCAUCGGGCGUCGUGCGUCAGUUCGCGACCCAUGUCUGGAAGGCCUUGGUCCAUAAUACGCCUCGGACUGUCCGCGAGAUCUUGCCAACGCUUGUCAAUUCGAUUAUCAAGAUGAUGGCAAGCAACGGCACGGAACAGAGGGAGACUGCUGCGCGCACAGUAGCCGAGCUUUGCCGCAAGCUGGGCGAGGGCUACUUGGGUAUUAUCGUCGAGAUCUUGCAGCAGCGAUCGCAAGGCGAUCAGGCGAGCCGACGCGGCGCGUGCUUGACAUUUGCAGAGGUAUUGACUAGCGCAACCAAGGCGCAGCUUGAGCCGCAUGAAGACGAGAUCAUCAAGUCCAUCCGUCUUUCGCUUGUCGACGCUGACGCUGUCGUCCGAGCUGCCGCUGCUCAAUGCUUCGACACAUUGCAGAAGCAUGUCGGUGCUAAAGCCGCUAGUCAGACGAUCCCGACUUUGCUUGGCGCAAUCGCGUCAGACAGCGAGACAGCAGAAGCCGCGCUUGCAGCGCUCAUCGAAAUUGUGCAAGUUCGCUCGAGCGCUGUGCUGCCCAGUAUCGUGCCGACCCUCAUUAAGAGGCCUGUAUCUGCAGCCAAUGCGCGCGCAUUGGCAGAGAUCGCUGCGGUUUCCGGCCCAUCGCUAAAUCGGCGACUGCCAGAUAUUAUCGACGCGCUCGCAAGCACGAAGCAAGACCUGAGCGCAGAGGAAGCGGCGUAUGAGGUCAUUACGGACGCCAUUGAGUCGGUUCUGCGUUCUGUCACAGAUCUCGAGGGCCUCAAUAUUCUGUCGGCACAUCUCAUCGGACUCGCUAAAGCUGCGUCUCCCACCAGUCGGGCAUCUGCAUGUGGUAUCUUCGCCGUGUUCUGUCAGGUAGCCUCUGUGGACUACUCAGACUAUGCUGUCGACUGGAUCAGACAGUUUAUAUCAUCAUUCGACGAUCGUGAGCCACUCGUAGUGGAUGCCGCCUGGAAUGCGAUGGAUGCUCUCACCCGCUCGACGCCAAAAGAAGACCAAGAGGCCUAUGUGAUCCCGCUUCGUCGUACGAUCGAAGUGACCGGUGCAAGUGGCCGCGAUUUGCCAGGGUUCUGUCGGCCUAAUGGCCUCAAAGCGGUGCUGCCGAUCUUACUGCAAGGCUUGUUGAAUGGUACGGCAGAGCAGCGCGAGCAGGCAGCCUACUGCCUCGGUGAUGUCACCGAGCGGACCUCUGCCGAAUUCAUCAAGCCCUAUGUAACUCAAAUCACUGGCCCUCUCAUCCGCAUUGUCGCGGAGCGAUUCCCGCCGCCGGUCAAGUCGGCCAUUCUCAAUACCUUGACGGUAUUACUGGCGCGCGUGCCGCAGCUCGUCAGGCCGUUCUUGCCCCAACUUCAGCGCACUUUCAUCAAAUCGGUCUCAGACUCAGUCAGCUCCAACAUUCGAUCUCGAGCGGCUCAGGCACUCGGUGUGCUCAUGGCAGUCCAGCCACGGGUCGAUCCUGUGGUGACAGAGCUGCUUGCGCUUGCAAGCGGUCAGAGCGAGGAUAUCAAGCUCUCCGCUGUAUCUGCGCUCGCGAGCGUCACGAUCAGCGGCGGCAAUAACGUCACUCAGCCAGUCCUCGCCAGAAUGAUCGAGCUCGUCGGCGAGGCGUUCGUCGAAGAGACCAAAGAUGCUUACAACCUCGUUCUCGGCCAGCUCCUGGGCGGUCUCAUACUCCAUCACCCGAAAGAAGUUUUGCCAUUCCUGGAUGAACACAUCCUGCAGGAUCCGCCGACGAUUUUGGGCAGCAUGUGCCUCGCCGCCGUCAUCGAAGUCGCGCCAGCCCAGCUGCAUAGUUUCAACACAUCUAUGCUCAUCGUGAACCGGGUCAUUCGACUGGCUCAAGUUGAUCAGCCUGCCAUCUCUCGGCCUGCUCGGGAGACAAGAGAUCACAUGCGUCACCUUGAGCCGUGGAAGAGCGAUGAGGGUGUUCAGGACAAGAUCAAAUAGAUGACAUGCAUCUCCUUGUGGG